AUGUCGAAUAAGAUUGUGCCUGCCAUCUAUCGUGCGGUGAUAGACGAUGUUAUCCUCAACAUUAAGAACGAGUUCGAAGAGUUCGGCGUUUCAGAGGACGUUCUGGCUGAACUGCAGCAUAAAUGGGAGAAAAAGGUUAUAGAAUCGCAUGUCGCCGAGUUUGAGAGCGCCCCGCCGCCACCCACUCAGCAGUAUGCGCCCGCUACGCAUCAUGUACACAUGAUUCAGCAAGCCCACCCCCACUACAGCGCGCACAAUCCAUACGCGCCCAUGCCCGCUCAAAACGGCCAAGCGCCCCAGGUCAAGGCCGAGCCAGUAGACAGCCGGUAUAUUUUGGGAGGGCCUCAAGGAGUAGCCUCUCAUUACGCGCUUCCUCCUCUCCCAGGACCCACCCUUAAUGGAGCUCGGCCGGCUGCUGUGCACCCCGGAGGACAUCAAAGCGUGCUCUCUUUCCCGCCAGGUCCGCCACCGGGUCAACAGCAACCUCAAGCUCCUGCUCAGCCAUCGGCGACUGCUGCUCCUCGAGCUUACAAUGCUCCUGCUCCGCCAGCCAAUCCGGCCCAACCUGCGGCUGUUCCUCGAAUACCACAAACGGAUGGUCCUUCUGAUUCAUCUGACGACUCACCCUCACCUCCUCAAUCAUAUGCUCCACGUUCUUCUCACCCUUCAUUGCCCCAGCCGUCCACCUCUCAGAACUCAGUAGUCGAUUCCGAGGCUAUCAAUAGUGAUUUGGAUGACUCAGAUACAGAAGGGGAGGAUGACGCCGAUGAAGGCACCGCUGGCGAUACCGAUAUCGUGUUUUGCACAUACGAUAAGGUGGCUCGUGUCAAGAAUAAGUGGAAGUGCAUCUUAAAGGACGGCAUGAUUCACAUCAAUGGGAAAGAUUACCUAUUUGCUCGUUGCACUGGUGAAUUCGAGUGGUAA
This is a messenger RNA of Pleurotus ostreatus (oyster mushroom), 924 nucleotides long. RefSeq lists its product as uncharacterized. The coding region runs from base 1 to 924 and encodes 307 amino acids. The record is from RefSeq and is a predicted model, not a curated record. Gene Ontology annotation, biological process: transcription by RNA polymerase II; transcription initiation at RNA polymerase II promoter. The transcript has 5 exons. Gene Ontology annotation, cellular component: transcription factor TFIIA complex. Lineage: Eukaryota; Fungi; Basidiomycota; Agaricomycetes; Agaricales; Pleurotaceae.